AUGCAAUCCUGGAUGGUCGCAGACAGAUGCUACAGCUAUGAUGACCAGACCUUCACCAAGCGAGACCUACUAGACCAUGAACGCGCAACUGACACACAAGGUCGCCCCGUCAGAAUACGUUGGAGCGCCGAGCGGCUCCAGAACGAUCAUGCGGCGCUCGCAUUCAUUCGAGAAAAGACUACCAUCCCCGUUCCAAAGAUUCUCGAAUUCAAGAGUAUGAAGGAGGGCAUCUACGAACUGAAAAUGGAGCGCGUAUACGGAACGCCUCUUAACAAAAUCAGAGGUGAUAAAGAGCAGGCUAUUAGGGCGGUUGAUGAGUAUAUCACACAAUUUGUCCUGCCGCAGCUCCGCAGUUUGAGGUCCCGCAAUGUGGGUUCUUUAACUGGCAAAAUCAUUUCUCCUACUCGUCUGUGGAAGCAGCCGGAAUCCCAUCAGUGGACCCCGUGGAGAUCCUGGACGAAACGGAACGUCUUUAUCCAUAAUGAUCUCGGUCAUCAGAAUAUACUCGUGGACGGCAACUUCGAGGUUGUCGGAAUCGUCGAUUUGGGAAUAUUCUGGCUUCUACCCGGACGAUUUUGAAGCUCCGCUGUGGUCCAUGUCGCCUGAGGAGGAGGGUUAUUUUGAUAUUGACGCGGAUAAGAUCCCCCGACUCGCCAAAUUUCUUUCGCAGAGGCAACACCAGCGACUAUGGCUCCGCGAUUUACCAACCUUCCGCUUAUGCGGAAAAUCGAAGAGGAUGG
Molecule: messenger RNA, 740 nt
Organism: Exophiala xenobiotica
Lineage: Eukaryota; Fungi; Ascomycota; Eurotiomycetes; Chaetothyriales; Herpotrichiellaceae
Exons: 1
Coding region: 1-579 (192 amino acids)
Source: RefSeq, a predicted model, not a curated record